Molecule: messenger RNA, 523 nt
Organism: Moneuplotes crassus
Lineage: Eukaryota; Ciliophora; Spirotrichea; Euplotida; Euplotidae
Source: the annotation of a GenBank genome assembly
UUAAAAAUAUAAAAAUAACUUAGAUUGUAAUCAUGUCGAAUUCCCUCAAACGAAUUCACAAAGAACUCAAUGAUCUAAGCAAAGAUCCUCCAGCAGGGUGCUCUUCCGGGCCAAUGAGUGAGGACGAGGAGGAUAUCAGAAAUUGGUCUGCAGCAAUUGUUGGUCCUGAUGAAUCUCCAUACUCUGGUGGGCUUUUCUUCCUCAACAUCACGUUCCCUCCUGACUACCCAUUUAAACCCCCAAAAGUGAUCUUUACCACCAAGAUAUAUCACCCAAACGUAAACUCCAAUGGAAGUAUUUGCUUAGAUAUUCUAAAAGAGCAAUGGAGUCCAGCAUUGACAAUCUCCAAAGUAUUAUUAUCAAUUCUUUCUCUGCUGACAGACCCAAACCCAGAUGAUCCGUUAGUCCCAGACAUCGCUCAGCUCUACAAAUCUGACAUUGAUAAGUACAACGAAAAAGCAGCAGAGUGGACCCAGAAUUAUGCCAAUCCUCUCAGUUAAGAGUAACUUUUGUAAUUGUUUCC